GGUACACAGCAACCUGCACAGGUCCAGACGACAGCAGAAAAAUAGAAAAUGAAGUUCUUUGCUUUCGCUCUCUUGCUCCUGGUGGCCGUCACCUACGGUGAGGCCCUGCAGUGUAACAACUGUGUCCGUGAGGCCCCUGACUCUGGAAACUGUGUGGAGACUGUGGACACCUGUCCUCCAGAAAUGGAUGCCUGCGCCAAAAUUACCUACCCUGUCCCUCAUGAGAACACUUUCCACAAGUCCUGCUUCAAGAUGGCCGAGUGUCUGAAGCUGGCAUUCACUCAGGGACUGAAGGUCAGCUGCUGCAACUGGGACGGCUGCAAUAAAUAAGACUCCAGCUGGACUAUGAAAUAUUUCAUGUACCCAGUUAAAAGCACAAUAAAAACUUAAAGCAUG
This is a messenger RNA of Morone saxatilis (striped sea-bass), 396 nucleotides long. RefSeq names its product CD59 glycoprotein-like. The transcript has 4 exons. The coding region runs from base 49 to 330 and encodes 93 amino acids. The record is from RefSeq and is a predicted model, not a curated record. NCBI's taxonomy places the organism in Eukaryota, Metazoa, Chordata, Actinopteri, Moronidae.